AUCGAGUCUUCAUUCCCACUAAUCCUAGAUACUAGUAUAUAUACCUAACACUCUUCUCCUCCCAGAAACUCCAGAAUUUCAGCAGCGAAAUGCGGAACACUUCUGUGCUACUCCUCCCAGAUCAAACAUCAUCGUCAAGUCCAUCAAGACACAUAGCUAUAUCUUUACGGAAGUUUACUUUGCCUCUUCCCAUCAAAAUGCCUUCUAGCACGAACACCAUUGUCUUCAGUAGCAGCGAGGGGGCCAUAAGCGCCGCCAACGUUUCCAUGGUAUCCCACAAGCCGAGUCAUGAAAGCACCUCUCGGAACUGCAGUUCCUGCGUCUCCAACUUCACGGACCUUGGCCAAGAUUAUACCACAAAGUCUGAAGCCGCAGCGGCAAGGUGGUCAUGCUCGGAACGCAGGAUCGCGAAAGCCAAGCAGCAGGCGCUAAACAAGGCGCGGGAGGUGAGAGCUGCUAAACUGCGAGUUUUUAACGUGGGUACUGAUUCCGAGGGAGAGGACGGCAGUUGGAGCUCAAAGCACGAGGAGGAAGACACCAUGGAAGAGGAUGUCAUUGACGAGGAGUGGCCUAAUGUUCAUACACUCCAAAUUGACACCAUCUUAUACACGUGUACUAUGAACUUGGAUUUUGCGUGAUAUAACUCGAAGGCCUUGAAAUGAGUUGGGUUUUUAUGAGAUCUUUAAGGCAGCCUCUCCCC
Parathielavia appendiculata is the source of this 700-nucleotide messenger RNA. RefSeq lists its product as uncharacterized. NCBI's taxonomy places the organism in Eukaryota, Fungi, Ascomycota, Sordariomycetes, Sordariales, Chaetomiaceae. The record is from RefSeq and is a predicted model, not a curated record. The transcript has 2 exons. Bases 198 to 638 code for a protein of 146 amino acids.